This is a messenger RNA of Scatophagus argus, 2468 nucleotides long. It is a transcript of the gene tspan11, whose product is annotated as tetraspanin 11. The record is from RefSeq and is a predicted model, not a curated record. Bases 177 to 956 code for a protein of 259 amino acids. Gene Ontology annotation, cellular component: membrane. The transcript has 9 exons. NCBI's taxonomy places the organism in Eukaryota, Metazoa, Chordata, Actinopteri, Scatophagidae.
UCGAAGGCAGCAUCAGCACAAACCUCCUGCCGGACACCCUGAAAGCAACAAGCUCGGCUGGACGAGACGCUCACUGGUGCAGUGCCGUACACUGUGAUCUGACGGGAACGUAGCACCCAAACGGGGGUUGUUUGUCCUCAUUAAACGGCCUUCUGAGCUGAUCUGGAGCAAAGAAGAUGUCGGCGGUUUAUAAAGAUGACCAGGAGGACUGGCUGACCGUGUGUCUCAAGUACCUGCUCUUUGUUUUCAACUUUCUCUUCUGGGUGGGUGGAGCAGCUGUUUUGGGUGUAGGAGUCUGGACACUGGUGGAGAAGAGUGACUACUUGAGUCUGCUGGCAUCCAGCACUUUCGCCAUCUCUGCAUACAUCCUCAUCCUGGCCGGCGGCCUGGUGGUGGUUACGGGCUUCUUGGGGUGCUGUGCUGUCAUCCGGGAGCAGAGAAGCUGUCUGUCCACGUAUUUCUGCUUCCUGCUGUUGAUCUUCUUGAUUGAACUGGUGGCUGGCGUACUGGCUUAUGUCUACUACCAGAGGCUGAGUGAGGAGCUGAAGCAGCAUCUCAACCAGACUAUGACAGACAACUACAACCAACCAGGGAAGGAGGCCAUCACAGUAGCUGUGGACAGACUACAACAGGAUUUCAAAUGCUGUGGCAGCAACAACUCCCACGACUGGAUGGCGAGCACGUACAUUUCAUCAGGUUCAGCAGAAGGCAGGGUGGUGCCCGACACCUGCUGCAAAACCAUCACCCCUCACUGUGGCAAGAGGGACCACCCCUCCAACAUCUACAAGGUGGAGGGUGGUUGCAUCACAAAGCUGGAGCAGUUUCUGGCUGACCACCUGUUGGUCAUUGGAGCUGUGGGAAUCGGAGUGGCUUGUCUGCAGCUGGUCGGGGCAGUCUUGACAGCCUGCUUUAUCUAUCUGCUCUAUAAAGAAGAGGAGGACUUCAGUACGUUGUGAUUUAGCUCUAGAGCAGCUUUGUGGUUUAAUCACCUGGAGAGACAAGAUCUGUGGGAUGGUGUUCACCAGCUGCUUGUACAGAAGGAUCAAGAUGGACCCUUACUGAGCACGCCGGGCCCCCCAACACACCACCCUCAACAGUCACAUGGAGCAUUGACCUACUGACAGCUAAAUUUCAACCUCUGAAUCUGAGUCUGAACUCUGACCUGGCGAUCUAAGCCAAGCGCACAGACACAUUUUAGGUCUACAGAAGUCAGAUUUAUGAAGUGAAAUUGUGCUUUUGACCAGCUAGGCUGAUUUUUGGUUCUGUUGUACUGUGUUGCACAUAUGUUACGAUGUGCUUUGACCCAGGCUUAUCUCAUCUCUGAUAAAUGACUCUAAUCUACUGAGACCACAUGUCUUAUUUGUUUGCAUCAUUGCCUUGGCUUAGAUGCAUGCUUCAGUUUGGGCAGGAUUAAAAAGGGGACAUUCAUACAUAAUGAUCCUAAAUUAUUUGACAUGUUUAAACUGUUUUUGGUCAUUGCAUUACCUGAGUAAGCUGACACACGCUGGUGUCACCGUUGACAAUGAAGAAAGUUAAUUUAUGGUAAUAUGAACACAAUGUGCCUCUUUCACACCUCUGCUGGUAAAUGAUUAUGUAUUAAUUCUAUGCCUGAAAUGCUUAACAGGGAGCUGACAAUACACUUUGACAAACAGCAGCAUUUGUAAUCUACUGUAUUUAUAUUUAUAUUUAUGUUUAUGUCUGUUCCAGAAAAUAGCAUCACUGAAUGUUGAACUGAACACCAGUGGUAAUACUCAACCAUAUGUCUGCAAACAUCAAAAUAUUAAUACAGGCAUUCUAAUAAGUAAAGGAAGAAGUGAAUGCCAUUUUCUCAAAUGGUUGCCAAAUCCCUGAAUUUGUAACUCCACCUAGUGGCUGGCACUGGUCACAUACCAUACAAAGUGUGCUUUAACUACAGUAUAUGCCUCACAAAAGACAUUAAAGAUACACAUUACCUCCUGUGAAUUUUAGUUUUAUUUUCUCACUUUCCUUGACAUACUGAGGUUUAAUCCUCUACAGGGAAGAAACUGACAUCUGUGAGAGCCAAAGAAAACUGCUGUUUUCAUGGCCUAAUUCAUCAACUGCAAUAGGUUUUCCCCGUAGACAUUAAAAUAUGGACGCUGUAGAGGUGAUAAUUCUUGCCUUGGCUGUUGUUUAUCAUUAAGAGGAAUACAUUUUCUCUGGAUACGCUUGGUUCUGUUUCAAAGAUCAUAAAGUGAAUGAUCCAUUUGACAUUUUUGAAAUCCUUUGAAACAAUACAAAAUCAUUGCCAAAACUCGGUAUGCUGUAAAGGGACUUAGAGUUUAUGUUUUUUUUCUCCCCUCACUGAUUAAGUUACUAAUGAAGGGUGCUAAAGUAUGUUGAUGGUUUUUGAUGAGAUACUGAUGUAACAUGGACAUGUGCUCCAACUACUGACUACUGCUGUUCAAUUUAUUGAUAUGAAACUUCAUAAAUAAAUGUAUUAAAACAUU